Molecule: messenger RNA, 468 nt
Organism: Pterocles gutturalis (yellow-throated sandgrouse)
Lineage: Eukaryota; Metazoa; Chordata; Aves; Pterocliformes; Pteroclidae
Product: glucose-dependent insulinotropic receptor-like
Biological process (GO): G protein-coupled receptor signaling pathway
Cellular component (GO): membrane
Molecular function (GO): phosphatidylcholine binding; G protein-coupled receptor activity
Source: RefSeq, a predicted model, not a curated record
GGGCUCUGGUUCAUCUUUAACCUCGCCAUUGCGGAUGGCAUGGUUGGUUUCACGGUCGUGGGGCUGGUCAGUGACGAGUUUUCCCAGCCCUUUCAGCCUCGCCAGGUCUUCUGCGUCCUGAGGAUGGCUUUCGUGACCUCCUCCUCCGCCGCCUCCAUCAUAUCCCUGAUUCUGGUUGCGGGCGACAGGCACCUGGCCAUCCGGAAGCCUUUCCACUAUUUCCAGCUGGUGACGGGCUGGUGGGUCGGAGUGCGCUUAGUGGGGGUCUGGCUGGUGGCUGGCCCCCUCCGCACCCCGGGCUUUCAGAAUCUCUCUGUCCACCACAAGAAGUGCUCCUUCUUCGAGAUCUUCCACCCCGCCUACAUGCUCACUGUCUUCUGCUUUGGCUUCUUCCCGGCACUCUUCCUCUUCAUUUACCUCUACUGCGACAUGCUGAAAAUCGCCUCCGCGCACGUGCAGCAGAUCCGG